Peromyscus maniculatus bairdii (prairie deer mouse) is the source of this 1129-nucleotide messenger RNA. Lineage: Eukaryota; Metazoa; Chordata; Mammalia; Rodentia; Cricetidae. The record is from RefSeq and is a predicted model, not a curated record.
AUAGCGCCUGUUUGGUCUCAGAAUUUCUGUCACAUUCCUUAGUUUGUGUACAUGUUCUCUGACAGGACACUGGAGGAAAAGCAGAUACAGUGGUUGGAAGAAAAGCAUAAACUUCAGGAGCGUAUCACGGACAGAGAAGAGAAGUAUAAUCAAGCUAAAGAGAAACUCCAGCGAGCUGCAACUGCUCAGAAAAAGAGAAAAUCUCUUCAUGAAAACAAAUUGAAGAGACUUCAGGAAAAAGUGGAAGUCUUGGAGGCAAAGAAAGAAGAAUUAGAAACAGAAAACCAGGUGUUGAAUAGACAAAAUGUUCCAUUUGAAGAAUAUACAAGGCUUCAAAAACGACUGAAGGACAUACAGAGAAGACAUAAUGAAUUUCGAAGUCUGAUUUUGGUUCCUGACCUGCCUCCACCAGCCUCGCUCCAUCCUGCUAAUUUUCAGUCGUCAGCUGUAGUUCCUGGAAUGGAAUUCUCCUUUCCUCCUCAUAUGCAGGAGGAACAACAUCAAAGAGAACUCUCUCUACUUCGCAAAAGACUGGAGGAACUAGAAACCACACAACGAAAACAGCUGGAGGAACUUGGCUCUCCUGGGGAGUGAUGCUGAAGAAAGGCCAAGCCAGGAACUCAAUAAAGCAUGAGGUUGAACAGGUGCCAUUGAGAUGCUUUGUUAGCGUUUGUUUGCCUCGGGGAAAGGUCCAUGUGCCGCACUGCAUGGGCUCCGGGGUUGUAGGGUUAUGGUAACCGAAGUCAAGUGUCUGGAGUUUCAGAUACUUAGAGCACGUGUUGACAGUACAGAAGAGAAAGGGAACUAACUAAUUAAGGAAUCAAGUUUUCAUAUUAACAAUUUUUAUUUUGUUGAAUUUUUUUUCUGGCAUUUUGCCUGAAAUAUAUGCCUCUUGAAUUCCUUUUUCCUUGUCUUUGAGAUAUCUGUUUGGCAAUAACAUGAUCAGUAAACAUCUCCUUUAUUGUAUACAAAACAAGAGUUUUGGGAAAAGAUGACCAUUUAAAAGUAUAAAAAACAAAAAUUUCUAAAUAUAAAAGUUUCAAAAUAUAUGUUCAUUAUAGAAAUCUUUACCUUUCUAAAAGCUGUGCACUUAAUUUAUUAAAUAACUUAAUAAAUAUUUUUAUAUCUA